GAGCUCUGGGCCGAUGUGGCGGGUGAGGCGGGCGCAGGGAUUCGGGGCCUGGCUGCUGGUGCGGAGCGCUCCUGGGUCCCUCGGAACCGAGCUGGUCCCUCCACAGCCUCGGGCCGGGUCCCGCCGGCCCGAGGCAGGACCGGCGCCCGAGUUCCCUUCACCCGGAAGGAGCCGUCCUGAGCCCUGGCCUCUUUCUUCUCUGUCUGGCUUUUGCCCUUCUGCCCCAGACGUGGUCCCCGAACUAGGAGCGUUCUCAGAACAGGCAUUGUCUCUUAGCCGAGCCGGCCCCCUGCCUUAGGCUGCCCCAGGCCUGGGCCCCGCACCUGCGCCCACGACGGCCUCGCUUCCCCGCAGGGUGUGCCGACGUCCACUCCUGAGCGCGGACCCCUGCCCAGCCCCUCUUGCCUCUCAGGACUCCAUCCAUCCCUUCCUCGGGCCAGAACUUGUGUCUUGAGCACUUCUCCCGAUAGUCAACCCCCCUCCCCCCGCCCCGACCUCACGCUGUUGGCUGCUCCCGAGGAAAGGGGCUUUCUCACAUGCUCCCCCUGAAUUCCUCAGGCCUUCUCUGAGGACGAGCCUACCCCCGCUCGCAAGAAGGGGCCGCAUGCAGGUGGUGCCCCGCUGCUCGCUGUCUUGCCCACGGUCCGCCCCCUGCCCCCUCCUACCCUCCCCUAUGGCACAGGAGGAUGUCCACAGCAAGGCUGCAAACGGUCUUCAUUGUUCUUGCCGUGUUAUGUUACCUUUUAGCUUAAGUUGCUUCAGAAGUAAGAUACCUGAAUGUCACUUUUAAAGGAAGUUUCUGCCUCGUCAGCAGGACCCGUGUGUUUCCAGCUCCUGCUGCACACGCUUUGAGUCAGGCACACAGUGAGCAGUUUCUGGCACUGAGUCCCCUUCUCUGGCCCUUCCUCCUCCUUCCUGUUGUGCUUAGAGUCAGGCCCUCCGAAGUGACCGGGCCCCCUGUUUUCCUCCUGGUUUUUACAGUGGUUGUGCACUACACGUCUCCUUGAGGAUGGAUUAUGGCCUUUCAUCCCCUCUGCUCCGCAUGGGGCCAGGCAGUGCACAGUCACGCUGUCACACAGCCAUUAGGAUGAAAACAGGUCCCAGAAGGACCAGCACCCCCACAUUGCAGACCGGGAGGCUGACUCAGGGGGCUGAAAGGAUGAACCUGGGGCUGGCUGCUGACAAGCCUAGGGUUUGUCUUUGGGAGUCUUGCUACAUCUGAAAACACUUCACUUCUGUUGAGCUGUGGUCUCAAAGGGCUGCCUUUGUACAUUCCACAUAAGGAGUGUGGGGCCUGCUCUUGAAGAAAGUGCUUGAGGGACUUGUUUCUGAAGAGGCUUGCAGGCCCCCCAGCCCCAGAAUCCUAGAGGAAUCCCUGCCCGCUGCAGCACCUUUGCCCCUGUCUCAGCCGCUCUCGACGGAAUGAGGGUUUUAUGAAGGUUCUCAUGUCAGAUGAUAAAGUACCAUGUGCACGAGAGAGGCCCCCACGGCUCAGGCAGUAAAACCUCUAUUAGCUGGAAACCACCUCCCAGGGCCCCUCUACUCUCCGGUCCGUGUUUGAGGGGAGUCGCGGCCACCGUCCCUGCAGAGAAGGCCAGAGGUCCAGCCGUGGGGGCGCCCAGGGUGGCUGACGCUGGUCCCCCUGCAGAGAGGGUCGGGAAGCUGCUGGAGCUGGAGAGAGGAGCUGAGAAGGGGCCCUGGCUUGUGCUGGCCCUGCGUCAGCUCUGGCAGGUGAGGGUUGGGGAGGAAGAGGCGGGAAGGCCACCAGCCCCUGCCCAGGUGCGACCCCCUCGGCUGGGACGAGCCCCUCCUCAUGGCCUCCAAGCCGGUUGCCGGGCGGGGCCCUGGGGAGAAGCGCAAGAGGGUGGUGCUGACCCUGAAGGAGAAGAUGGACAUCUGCCGGCGCCUGGAGAAGGGCGAGAGCAGGCGGGCACUGAUGCAGGAGUACAACGUGGGCAUGUCCACCCUGUACGACAUCAGGGCCCACAAGGCCCAGCUGCUCCGCUUCUUUGCCAGCUCUGAUUCGGACAAGGCGCUGGCGCAGCGCCGCACCCUGCACACGCCCAAGCUCGAGCACCUGGACCGCGUGCUCUACGAGUGGUUCCUGGUGAAGCGGUCCGAGGGCGUGCCCGUCUCCGGCCCCAUGCUCAUCGAAAAGGCCAAGGACUUCUAUGAGCAGAUGCAGCUGACUGAGCCCUGCGUGUUUUCUGGCGGCUGGCUCUGGCGCUUUAAGGCCAGACAUGGCAUCAAGAAGCUGGAUGCAUCCAGCGAGAAGCAGGCGGCCGACCAGCAGGCGGCCGAGCAGUUCUGCGGGUUCUUCCGGAGCUUAACCGCGGAGCAUGGCCUGUCCCCCGAGCAGGUCUACAACGCUGAUGAGACUGGUCUCUUCUGGCGCUGCUCCCACAGCCCUAACCCUGAGGGUGGGCCGGCGCCCGGCCCCACGCAGAGCAAGGACCGGCUGACUGUCCUCAUGUGCGCCAACGCCACAGGCUCCCACAGGAUCAAGCCCUUGGUGGUCGGGAAAUGGGGUGGCCCCAAGGCGGUGCAGGGCCUCCAGCACCUGCCUGUCGCGUACAAGGCCCAAGGCAGCGCCUGGGUGGACAAGGAGAUUUUUGCUGACUGGUUCCAUCACAUCUUCGUGCCCGCAGUGAAGGAGCACUUCCGAGCCGUGGCCCUGCCAGAGGGCAGCAAGGCCAUCCUCCUCCUGGAUGGCUCCCGGGCGCACCCGCACGAGGCUGAGCUAGCCUCGGAGAACGUCUUCACCAUCUUCCUGCCUGCCAGUGUCACUGCCCUGCUCCAGCCCAUGGACCAGGGCAUUCGGAGGGACUUCAUGAGGAACUUCGUCACGCCCCGCGGCAGGCUGCAGGCCUUGGCUCCCCGCUGCAGCGUGCACGAUGCCGUGCUUGAUGUGGCCUGUGCCUGGGAUGCGGUGCCGGGCACCGUCCUCAGCCGGGCCUGGAGGAAGCUGUGGCCUGAGGCUGCACUCGUGGAGGGCUCAUCCUCCGAGGAGGAGCCGGAGCGGCUCAGGACUAAGCCCCCCGACCAGGCCUUUGCGCACACCCCCGGGCUCGCAGCAGGUGCCCCGGCCCACCUCGGGAGCGCGGCCUCAGGGAGCCCGGAGCUGGCGGAGGCUGGAGGGGCAGACAGGGCGGCCUGGGAGCAGGCGGCGGUGUCCUUCGAUGCCGUGGUGCGCUUCGCGGAGGCGCAGCCCUGCUUCUCGGCGCAGGAGCUGGGCCAGCUGCGCUCGCUGCGCUCUGUGUUCAGCAGGCGGUGGCAGGCGCAGCGAUGUGGGGCCCCCGCAGCCGCGGUCAAGCUUGAGGCACCCUGGGAACGGCCUGGGCCUUGCGGCACCCAGCCUCGCUCCCCGCUGCCCAGCUCGUCCACGGCCGGCGAGGCCUGAGGCGGUGAGGUCUGACCUGCGGUCUCGGGGUCAUGUUCGUCAGGACAGCCUGCCCCGUUGAGGUUUUGCCGUGUGGUCUGUCCUGCCACCCGAGCACAAGGAGGUCUUCCUGAAGGGCCCACCCAGACCCGAAAUGUCCCAGAACCUCCAGGGGCCGCCGCCCAGCUUGUAUUCGCUGCCUGAACCUUGCUGUGUACAAGGGUAGGGACGUCUGUCUGUCCAGGCGGGGACAAGCCACCUUCAGCCGACUGACCGUGGUCCCCGCUGCUGCUUGAUGGGGCUGACACUUGCCGAGGGCCCCCGCUCGCCCCCUGGGGCUGUCUGCAGGUCUGGGGCCGGCCCUGGAUCAGGCAGGUCACUGAGGGUGGGACUCGAUUGUGAGUGAGAGUCUGCGUGGCCCCUGCCUGUGGCCUUGCAGGCCCUGUGUCCCCACGUCGGUCGUCAGCUCUCCUAGCAGAGUGAGCCUCACUUCAUGUUGCCCUCGGGCUUGGGCCCCAGGAUGCAGUGGGCUGCAUGCCCACUUGACGUGGUAGCAUUGUUUUUAGAGCCAGCAGGAGCGGGCCACUGGGGAGCCCAUUGCCCCAGUGUGGGACCCCAGGUCGCUGCCAGUGUUUUGAGCAUCUUGGCUCCAAGUCCUGUAUGUGGUCCACAGUCCCUCAAUCCCCAGAACUUUGCAUUUACAGCCUCCGCAUUAGUAAACCUGGACCAGAAAUUUGGAAGUUAGUCUGAGGUGAUGUAACAAAAACAGUAAAAGGAGCUACUUAGAUGCCUAGCAGCGUUGGAACUCUUAUUUUGAGCUGUUGGCCCCAUAGUGAUUGACGUGGGGAAAGCUGACUGUGUGGGCCGCUCUUGUAAAGACCCGUACCAGGAGACUUGUGCUCCCUGCGUCGCUGCUGGUGCCUCCGCUCUGCAUCGCUCGUCACCAGAUGGAGCGCCUCUGGCCAGCCUGGUCCCUUGUCACCAGACAGAGAGCCCCUGGUCACUUACGACCAGACGGAGUGCCCCGGGCGGCCUGGUUGCCCUCUUUGAAUGAACCAGAUAUGGGCGUCCUUUUCUGGGCUCUUCACCAUUUGCCUUCAGUUCCACCGCUUCUUGGGCAGCUGAAUCAGCCCACAGUUUUCAUUCCUGUGUUUAUUGCACUGAGACCCCUCUGUUCCCAAGAGCCAAGGGGAGGCGAGGGUUCGGCUUGUGGUCGUUUCUCUGGUAUAUCUUUGCGUCCUUCCAAACACUGAGGUGACAGUCUCGGCUGGCCUGCCACUGCUCUGUGAGCCGUGUGUUUCCUGCUGAAAACGUGUGUGAAGAUUGUGAAACAAGCACAGGUCAUUUUCAAAGUGUCCUUGCUGAUUUUUUGGGCCAGACUGCCUCCUGCUGAGCCGUCACGUCGGCUUCCCUCACGUGUGGGGGCGACAGCUGUGCAGCGUGCCCUCUCUCACCACUUUUGGACUCGUGUGUCCCCUGUGCUGCAGGCGUGUGGCAGGGUCAGGUGUCGGGGUGGCAGCCUGGACGUGGAUGGACACAUGGAGACGCUCCCUCCCCACGGCCAGCCCCAGUCCAGCGGCCUGGAGCGGCAGGACGGUGCUGGGGGUGGGCAGGCCUCCUAGGCCCCCUGUGAGUGCUCGGUCCCUAGCAGACAUAGCCCCCAGGCUGGAUUCUUGUCCUGCCAACACAGCCUGCUCCCCUCCCCGCUGUGUCGUGGCUGAUCAGUAAGCAGCCGUCACCGCUGGGAGGGAGCCUGUCCUUGGCACUUCUCGAACUGCUGCUUCCCCUGUUGCAUUGGGUCUCAGGGGUCUGGUUAGACCCUCAGUGUGGGAGGCCCCGGAGGCUGUGCAGUUGGAGAAGGCCGAUCAGGCCUGCAGGGUCGAGGUGAACCGCCCACCUCACCUGCAUUUCCUGUUGGGGGUGGGAAGCAGGAGGCCCUGCCCUGCGCACUCACACCUCUGAUGGCCGGGGUGGUGAGGGCAGGGGUGUUGAUGGAUGGGUGGGUGCAGGACAGAAAGGCAGGCGGUUGUAGCUCCUGCCUGGACCUAUCAGCCAGGCUUCCCUGGGGUGGAGCCAGAGCCCCUUGGAGGCAGCUCGGGGCCAUAGUAGCCAGAUGUUUCUGGAGGGAUGGAGGUUGGAGGCAGGGACUCGCACUGCUUCUGUUCCUGGGAGGCCGUGGCACAGGGCAAGCAGGACCCACCCCCGAGGGCCUGCCCAGCAGCUGCACAGACACCAGCUGCAGUGGGUUUCCUUAAAUGUGCUUCUAGCACAGGGCGUAGCAUUCCUGAGUACCUGCUGUGUGCUGGGCAUCGAGCUCAUCUGGAGGCCCAAGGGUGGUCAGACAGCCCCUGACCUGUUUCCAGGGAGCACAUGUCUCCCAAGAAGGGCUUCUGGGGGGCUGCGCUGUCCAUGAGUCACAUUCUCCACCGCUGUCUCCACAAAGACGCGGGCAGACUGCCAAGGUGCCCGGGGUGAGCCGUGUGGCGGCUACACGCUGAGGGUCCAGCCCCGGAGGCCUGGACAGCUGCCCCCUCCUCCCAGCACUCACCUGUCACUCACCGCCAGCAGUAAGCAGUGCUCAGAGGUUUUCACCAGGGGAGAAGCAGGCUAGUCCUGCAGGAGCGCACCUAGUGCCGCUGCUAAGGAGCUGACCAUGUUUCCUGCAGAACGCGGCGGAGCCCAGCCCAGGGUGCUCUCAAGAGACGGACGUCGUGGAGAGAGGUUGAUGCAGGCUGGACCGCUGUCUCCCUGUGGUCAGGGACCGGGUUCACUGGUGACGCAGGCUGGACUGCAGGCACCCUGUGGUCAGUGGAAUCCCCAGCACUGACCUCAGUAUCUUCUUCAGAGGAACCAGGUGUAAUGGGAUUGGUCUGAGAAGCAGCUUCUGCCCAGGGCAUUAUUGAAAACAGCAGUCGGCCAGCUGUGAGUUGGAGUUUAACCGCUGGGUGCGGGCAGGGACCACACAGUCAGAGCUUUGCCAAAACCACUGCCACGGGGUGGGGGUACCGUGGGCCUUCCUGAGGCCGUGCCCCUGGGAAGGAGCAUCAGAGCCUCUGCCAGGGACAGAGGGGUGCCCCUAAGAUGACCCAGCCAGUAAGACACGAAGCAGAGAAGAAGGUAAGUCCCAGUCUGGGGUGACCAGUACCCAGAGCUGGUAUGAUACAUGACCUAAAAGGACCAGUUUUCAAUCCGAAAUUACAAACAUACAAAGAAACAGAGAAAUACAACCACAUACCAUAUUGUUCCUAAAACACAGGUGACGGAGUGAGAUGUUGGAUUUAACAGGGAAAGACUUCAAAUUGACCAUUACAGAUACAGUCAGAGAACUAGAGGAAACCAUGAUUAAAGAAGUUAAGGGGGGAAAGGAAGAUAUUAAGUAGAGAAAAUCAGUAAAAAGAUGAUAAAUAAAAAGCUGUUUUUAAAAACAUGGAAAUUAAACAAUGGAGUUGAAAAGUACUGUAAGAUGACGGAUUUGCCGGAGGGCUCAGCAGUAGAUGUGAACUCGUGGGAGAAAGUUUGUGAUCUUGAUAGCACUUGAGAGAUGAUGCUGUUCAAAGAACAGGGUGAAAAGAAGGAAGACGCUGGGUGGUCUCAGAGUGGUGUGGGACGGUCUCAUCCACCGCCCGGAACAGGAGGCCGGCGGAGCAGCAGCCUGGGCCUCCAUCUCGGCUGGAGUGUCUGCCACCUCCCACCCACCCGGGCUUGCUGGGCGCACGGCCCUCAAAGGUGGAGAAGGCCAGUCCAGGUGGGAGGACGGUCCCCACGACGGCCCCAUUUCACGGAGGUAUCCUGAGGCCCACUGCUGGCCAUGGGCUUCCCAGUCAGUGUGCCCACCUCUGUGGGCUUGGGGCAGGAGGGGCUCCUUGAGCAGUGCCAGGAGGGAAGGCUGGAGACAACAGGUUCGGUGGAGGGUGGCCGCAUCACUCUGGCAGUGUUAGCAGGCGCACAAGCCCAGCAAGAGGGCCCAGGUCUGGGACUAGCCUGCAGGCCAGGGGUCCUGGGUGGCCGUUGGGUCUGGGCAUCACUGGCUGCCCCUGCCCUCCCACAGGCCCAGCUGUGAGGUUGGUCACCCCUCUGCCACAUCCUCUCAAGAGACGGUUUCCUGGGCUGGGGACAAAAUGUGUGUGGAUGUGGAAGCUGCCAGGAGUUGCAACAGACCCACAGACCCUUUCAGACAAGGGGCUGGCUUUGUUCUGUCUCUGGGGGCCGUGCGGUGCCUUCUGGGGGACUUGAGAGAGUGCAGGCGGCCCCAGGCUAGAACCUUGAAGGAGCUGGAGGGUUCCUGAGCAGCCAGGGGUCUGCUGUGCGUGGCCUGGGUGAACCCUGACGCUGGUCCCUCACUGAGCCCCAGUCCUUGGACCCACUCCUGCGUCCUGACCCUGGUCGCGGGCUGAGCCCCCACUCUGGCCCGUGUGCGCUCUCAGCUCCCAAGGAGGGCAAGACCAGGGAGUCUGGAACACGUGUGGGACUCAAUUGUACCCUGGGGGAAGGCGAGAGCCUUUGUGAUCUCACCCCUUCUCCCCCAUGUGUGACGUGGCACUCUCUGUGACCACACACGCGCCCCCACCCCCCACCGCCUCUACCCUGGCUCCAGGCCCUGCUGACAGUGGUCCCGGGGGCGGAGAGUGACUGUGUGACUGACUCACAGCAGGUGGGAGAGGUGUGAAUGUCAGAGCUGGGCUUCCCCCAGUGCAGACCCCCGCGCAUUCAGGCAGCUCCUGGGGGCGCCUCAGGGCUGUGCCAGGCCCCCCUGUGUCACCUGUGGGCAGGCACACACCCGAGCCAGCGCCAGGGCCCCUCCAGACCAGCCCCAUUCUCCGAGCCCAUGGGGAUUGGGGGCCCGGCAGCUGCCUGCCCUGCCUCUGCCCACCCCUUGCCGGGGUCCUGGGCUCUUCCCAGUCCAGCUGAGGCCAGUCGUCUCUGGCUGCAGGAGUCAGGAGGCUGUAGGUCCUGGGGUGGGAGGAGCCCAGAGAACCUGCUGGGGGCAUCCUUCAAGGGCCGGAGACUUCCCUGUCCAGCCUGGCGCUGUGCUCGCUCCGGGGCCUGCAGCCAGCUAGCCCUGUCCAGACAGACAGCCUGGAGCCCAGGGCCUGGGGGAGCUCCCCAGAGUGGGGCACUGGGAGGACAGAAGAGACCUGGAGAGCAAAAGCUGGCGUCCUGGAGGAGGGGGACCAUGGUGCCCAGGGCAGGAUGGGACUCACCUGUGGGGUCCCUCUGCAGGCUCUGGUACCCUGACUUUGAGGGUGGGGCCCAGGGGAGAGGCAUGAGGAGCGAGGGACUGGGGAGCAGGCGAUGGGCAGGCUUUGUGCCCUUGUCCCCCAAGGCUGCAGCGUGAGCUCAGGCCUCCAGGUGCUGAGACACUGGCCACCACGAGGGCAGGUGGGGCUCCCUGUGUUGGAGACGCUGUGUUCUGUGUCUGGACCUGGCAGGGUGGAAGCCUGUGUCAACUUGCCCAUAUCUCUGUGGCUCCCCAGUAAGCCUUGGAGGAGGCCUGGCUCCCCAUUUCAGAUCAGGAUCCCUGGAGCACAGGUGAGGUAGUUUGGGUGCAGGUUCUGGCCCCGGGUCCCAGGCUCACUCUCCACCUCCCCCCAUCCUGAGCAGCGGGCCUGCAGCAGGGCCAGCAGCUUGUCAAGAGCUGAGGCCCCUCCUGCAGCGAAAGGGUCAGGGGCAGCCAGAGGGUCUAAGGAGGCAUCUGUUAGCUCAGGAAGCAGCGUGGGCCCGAGGGUUCUCCUCAGAGGAGGCUCAGCUGCAGUCUCCAGUGAGUGGGCGUCUGUCCCCCAUUUAUUAAUAAAGCAGAGUAGUGAUGUCACUGGCGCGCUCAGCGAGCCUGCCGCACCGCUAGCCGACGCUUCCUAAUUAGGAAACGGAGUCCAGCUGUCCUUGGGAGGCUCUGUAGUGGAUGGCAUCAGGCCUUGAGUGGCUGCCGUCUGCUGGCCUCAGGUGUCUGAUCUGCCCCACCAUCCCGUAAGGGGGUCCGGCCAGGAGGUGUGGUGCCCCUUGGCAGUGAGGCUCCGGAGAUGGUGAUGCUGGUGAGGAUGAUGGAGGUUAUGGGGGUGGUUGUGGCAGAGAUGACCAGUUGUGGUGCUGGAUGAAGACGCUGGUGAUGGGGUUGCUGUGGUCUGGAUGUUUGUAUACUCCUCCAGAUUUAACUGUUGAAAUCCUAAGCCCCAAGCUGACAGUGUUGGGAGGCGGGGGCUUUGAGAGGUGGUCAGGUGGAGCCUUGAACUGGAUUAACACCCAUAACAGAGACCCCAGAAGGCCCCACGCCUCUUGCAUCAUAUGAGGACGCAGCAAGGUCUGCCGUCCACAGCCAGGAGGGCUUUCACCAGAACCCAGCCACUCCGGCACCCUGACCUGGGAUUUCCAGCCUCCGCAAUGGUGAGGAAUACAUUUCUGCAGCUUGCGAGCCACCCUGUCUGUGGUAUAGUUAGAGCACCCCGGAUGGAAGAAGGCAGGGAUGAAGUAGCAUGGAGGCAAAGGCACUGGUGGUGGUGCACGGGGCAGUGAGGAACACACGGCGUCAGUGGUGUGGUGGUUGGCGAGGUGGUGGUUUUCAUGGUGGUGGCAAUGUUGAGGAUGGCGGGUGAUGUGAACUGAUCUGUGUCCCUCCCCCAUUCAUAUGAUGAAGCCCCCAGCAUGACAGUGUUUGGAGGUAGGGCUUUCAGGAGGUAAUUGAAGUUAGAUGAGGUCAUAAGAGUGGGGCCCUUUUCCAAUAGGACUAAUGCCUAUACCAGAAGAGGAUGAUGGCUUUCAAUUCCCCUCUUUCUCACAAACCAAGAAAAGGCCUUGUGAGAACACUUCAAGAAGAUAGCCGUCUACCAGCCAAGAGAACUCUCACUAGAAACCUGAUCGACUGACACCCUGAUCUUGGACUUGCCAACCUCCAGAAUUGUGAGAAAGAAAUAAAUGUCUGUUGUUUCA
Molecule: messenger RNA, 10300 nt
Organism: Dama dama (fallow deer)
Lineage: Eukaryota; Metazoa; Chordata; Mammalia; Artiodactyla; Cervidae
Gene: JRK
Product: Jrk helix-turn-helix protein
Exons: 3
Coding region: 1814-3400 (528 amino acids)
Cellular component (GO): nucleus
Molecular function (GO): DNA binding
Source: RefSeq, a predicted model, not a curated record